AUGCGGCCCCACAGCAGCUGUGUAAACAACGCCAAUAACACUAACAACACAAGAACAGCAACACCAACAGAGCUGCAAAGGAACGCCAUCACAUUGGAUUACGCGCAGUUUUAUCUUAGAGCGGUGCCAAUUAGUGGCCAACAGCAGCAACUACAGCAGCAGCAGCAGCAACAACAGCACCAGCAGCUCGUGCAGCAGCAGUUGCUGGCCCAGCAGCAGCAGCAACUGCAAAUCCAGCAGCUGCAGCAACAAUUGCUGCUGCAGCGACUUGAGCGGGAGUUGCAGUUGCAACAACAACAGCAUCAGCAGCAGCAGCAACAACAACAACAGCAGCAGCAGCAACAACAUUUGCUACAACAGCAGCAACAGGAGCAACAUCUGCAGCAACAGCAACUCCUCUACGCCCAUCGGCAGAGCUACACGCCCAUCAGGCAGCGUUGGCUGGCUGGCAGCCACUACGAGUACGUGGCCCCGUCCGCCCAGCAGCAGCAACAACAGCAUAUACAACAGCAACAACUAGCUCACCAGCAGCAACAGUACAGCUACUAUUUCAGCCGCGGCAGCACCAGCACCGGCAGCGGCCUGGGUCUGGGACUGGGCCUGGGAUUUGGUCUGGGCAGCGGCAACCUAGCCAGCUGGUACCACCUGCCCUCCACCUCGGCGCACAUCUAUAUCGGCACCACCAGCAGCAGUAGCAGCGGAGUCGGUGGCACAGGCGCUACUGGUGGCUCCACCUAUCCGUACUCCUACCGCAGUCUAGGCGGCUACUCCGGCGGCGGUUAUCCGGCGGCGGCCCUCAUCAACUUCGAUGCCUCGCCGACGCCCCUGCUAGCCUCAGCGGGCAGUUCGCCAGGCUAUCUGCCGCCACUACCCGUACCGGCGGUAUUGCCGCCGCCGCCCCCGGCGCCGAGUGUAGCCACCGACUACUACUUCAGCAGCCGGAGCACCCGCACGGUACCACCUCCGCCGCCGGCACCACCCACUCCGGCUGCAGCGGCAGCAGCAGCGGUAGCAGCAACAGCAGCAGCAGCGGCGGUCUCGACAGCAGCAAAAGCCGCGGCCAGACUAUCGCCGUUCCAGGACUACAACGCGGCGCAGGAGCUGCAAACUGGCUAUCACUAUAAGGCCACGCCCCGCAGGCGGUACGACGCCUACGACAACUACGGCUAUCUGCCGGGCUUCGCCAGCACCACCGAAGACGAGGAGGACCUGCUCGAGGAGUGUCUGCCGCAGGCGCUGCUAUCCACCGACUGCUCCAGUCUCGAGGAACUGCGCUUCUUCCAUCUGCAAGAGGAGGACGACGAGGACGAAGUUGAGGACGACGAGGUGGCCACGCAGCUGGCGCACAUACUUGAUUUGCCCGAUUUUCUUCAUCCCUACGGCGACAGCGGCCGGGCCAGCCUGCACAGCCACAAGACGCCGCCGCAACACGAGUUCCAGGCCCAGGAGCACGGCUCAGCGGCAACGGGGGGAGGAGCCGGAGGUACAGCAUCGGGAGGCGAAGUGGGAGGCGGUGGCCAGUCGCUGCGUGGCUCCGAGGAGCUGCGCUACCAGUCGUACCAGUACGAAAACCAACAUCAGCAACAGCAACACCAUCAGCAGCAACACCAUCGCCAGCAACAGCAAUCGUACUACCCGGAGCAACAGACUCCGCACCAGCAACACCAGCAGCAGCAGGCUUACCACUCCUACCAGUAUCCUUCGCAGGACAGCUGUGAAGGCUUCAAUCACUUCGCCACCAACGCGGGCAGUUGCCUGGGCAAUCAGAGAAUGAUGGUGAGCAAAUUGUGGAACAGCUGCUUCCCGGAGUUCACCCCGGACCAUGUGCACCGCCACAACUUCUAUCUGUGUCAGUGGCAGCGCAACACCCAGGUGCGUAUUGUGUACCUGUUCUACCGCUGGAUCACGGCCAUCACCUGCCUGGCGGCACUGGUCUGCUCCUUGCUGGACAUCGGGCGCACGGAGGAGCACUUCGAGCACCACUACGCCAAGUGGUGGAUCUACUUGACCCACUGGGGCCUGCUCUUCUGCACCGUGCAGGCCUGGCUGGCCGCCUGGAUAGUCACUCAGGGAAUGAUGGUGGAGCGGGAGGACUUUGAGAUCGUGCGCCAGGCGAAGAAGAGCCGACUGCACCACCUCUACUGGGUGCUAUAUACCUGUGCCACGGUCUAUGCGUUCAUUGUCACCAUGUGCUAUUGGCUCCUUGUCCACAACCCAGAAAUCCACAAGAUUGAUGCUUUGAAUAUUAUGGUCCAUGUGCUCAACUCUAUUAUAAUGCUCAUUGACUUGGCCAUUGUGGGGCAUCCGAUUAAGAUGAGCCACGCCUACUUUACAACUGGAAUUGGUCUGGCUUAUGCCAUAUUUACGGGAAUUUAUUUUUUGGCUGGAGGCACUGACAGAAAAAACCAAACCGCCAUCUAUCCGAUGAUGGAUUGGACCAAGCCGGGCAAGGCGAUCAUUGUGACGGCCUGCGCCAUAAUCUUCACCUUCUUUGUCCACUUCUGCUGCUACCUUCUGUACCGCGGCCGCGUCUGGCUCUUCACCAAGCUGUGCAUCCGUGGACGGCACAACAGGGACGGGGAAAUGGGCGAGGGUCUCAACGACGACUCCGGAUCGCGGAUGGGUGGAGGCGGUGGCAUUAUGGGCUCCGGUGGCGGUGGCGGCGGGGCAGCUGGUGGCUCGGUGGGUGCCGCUGGCGCUUUGGGCAGCAGCCAGGAGUACGCCCAUCAGCAGCAAUACCCCAUUGCCCACACGGAGCAGCCGCGGGCGGGCAGCAACCAACAGCAGCAGCAGCAACCGCCGGGCAGCUACCAGCUGCCGCCGCAAUAUUCCGGGUAUCUGCAACAGCCUGUGGUCGCCGGAGUGAAUGUGGGCGUGAUAAGCGCCGAGGGCGUGUACCAGCCGAUUGGUACGGACACUGGACGCACCAGCGGAGGUGGCAGUGGCAGUGGCGAUGGCAAGCACAAGUCUUCCUCGGGUAGUGGACAGGGAGCCGGAUCGGGAUCUGGUUCGGGCUCGGCCUUGACGCGCACCGUGGCCCAUUUGGAGGCGUCGCAGCGGGAGCAGUUCCUCAACCCCAACAAGAUCGUCGAGUACAAGAUGUAAAGGCGUUGCACCCGGCACCGGUAUACGUUCCACUUGUCCAUGAAGUUUCUGGAGAAGCACUGUGCCCAGUGCGAGGCGACGCGCAGCGCCAUUAGCGAGGAGCAGCGCCACCUCCGCGCCUGAGUCCAGUGGUUAGAGUUUUAGAAUUGCUUUUGGGAGGGGCGUCUCGUGGCGCCUCUCCGAAUAUGUGUCUCUGCCAGGACGAAUCGAUUGGUUGGAUCGAUUCGGAUCAGUAUUGCACUUGGUAAUGAUAAUUUUUUUUGUGCGUUGGCAAAGUAGUUUGUAACCGUAGUUUCGUAAUUUUGUAAAAGCUUUGCCAAUUUUUGUACGUGUGUAGAUGCUUCUCGUUGUCAGUGUGCUGGCGCGCACUUGUAGCAUAAAAUAAGUUUAGAAAGAUUAGAAAAGUUCCUUUUUAACAAGGCAUUACCGACUACCGUUGAGUAUAGCCAACUGUAGUCCUUUUUGGCAAGUCCUUUCGAGAAUUUUAAAACGUUUUAAUGGACUAAGUUGAACCACAACAAGUAUUAACACUCGCAAUAGUUUAUUUGAAGCUCAGUUUUUAGUCUCGUCUUAACGCAAUUGUGUUCAAAAAACCGUUCAAGUUAUUUUCGGCCCAUUACGAACAGCAACAGCAACAAGCUAUAGAAAAAAAAAACAUACUGCCUAAAAUGAUUUAAUUUAAGUAUUUUUUACAUAGCUAAUUUACCAUUAAUCCCAUUAAAUUUUAAAUAUCGGUGCAGGUGUAAGGCCAACCAUCCAAGGCCCAACCUUCCAAGGGGCAGUACUUCCAACUCCAAAAACUAGGAACACUUGGAUGGGAUUGCUCCUGGACUGUUGGGCCUUGGUGGGACUUGGCAAACUAAAUUGGCAGUUUUUAUGAUGAAGCUUGAAAGCACUAAACCAAAUAUAGAGAAAAGCAUUAAUUUUAGGAUAUGCUUGGCAUUGAUUUGCUUAGUAAUUAGUGUAUUGAUAUAAUAUAAUACUUUUAUUUGUACGGAUAUUUUCCCCCAGCGGAAUGCUCCUGGAACACUCUAAUAAACAUUAUUCUACAAAGCACGACCUUAUAUUACAAAUAAUAUCCGAAUUAAAGAUUUUAGCAUAUUAUCUUCGAAAGUAUAUGGCUGAAAUGAUUACUUUUUGCUCAAAACCAAAUGGCCCGAAGGCCAUUCUACCCCUUGACCCGAAAAAGGCUCAGAUGUUUUCCUUUUGUUGGUUUCUGCAUGUGACUGGGACAGCUACCACAAUUAAUUACUAUGGAUUAGAUUAUAAAGCAAGCUUAAAUAAAAUAUACAUGCCUAUGUGUAUUUAUAUGUAUGUAAAUAGUUGUUUUCGUCUAUGUUGAUCGAAUUCUAUCUAUAUUCAAAGGCAUAAGCAAACCAGUUAAGGAAAUAGUUCAACAAUGGUAAUGGUAUAGACAUCUUGAAAGAAAAAACUAACAAAAAUCAGAAGCCAUAUAAGAAUAAAAACCAAAAACCAAAUGCAAUGAAUAAAACUCGUCAAGAGGAAUGUGUUAACAAAAAAGCUAAACAAAAUAUCCAAAAAUAUUUAAUGAAAUAUACAGAAACAAGUGCAACUAGCAUGCCCUAACUAGACCUAUACAUUCAUCCAUACAACACUUGCAUUAUUGAGAACACUUUAAGAUCCAUUGAUUUUUUAUAGAUUUACAUGAAACUCACCCGACGUAGAACAGAUUAAAAGCAGGCCUUUAUUUCACCAUUUCUAUAUGAUUUGAUUCGAGUUCUUUUAGAGAAAUUUUACCAGUUUUGGUUGGGAAACUGAAAAUGAGCAUCGUUUUUGAGUCAGUUUCGCAUGAAUCUCCCGAUUUGUUUUUUCGAAAUUUAGCAUAAAUGUAUAAAUGAAUGUUUAUAUAGACUGAAUAUUAUUAAAAUAAAUGAGAAAACGAUAAAUAUAUGACAAAGAAAGUAUUUAACAUCUAACAGAAAAUGAUUAAACCUUUUUGGAAUUGUAAAAAUAUAAACCAAAACCAAAUAAUGCAAGAGUUCAUAUUAACCACUAUAUAAAAACUAAAAUAAAAAAUUAAAAAAGCAGUAAACACAUAUCAACAAUUAGACAAAAUCACCCAAAAAACCAAAGUCAUUCUAGUAAAUGAAAAAAAAAGAAAACCAAAUGUUUCAAAAUCAAAUCAAAGUUGACCUCAUCAAGAACCACACUGAACAAAAAACCAAGUAAGGAACAAAACUUGCAUCAAGAAAUAUGAAUAAAUGUUAAACAAUCAUUACAAAGUAUAUGUGUAUAUGCAGAAUACUAUAUUUAAAAAAAGAGAGAACAAAAAUAUUAAAAUAUUAUAUUUUGUAGAUUUUUAGUAACCUAGAAGAGAUCGAUUACAAGAACAUAAAACCAAAGUCUCAACAUAGAUGCAUAUAUAUACAAAAAAAAAACAAAAAAAAAAUCAAAGAUAUGUAUCCCAACUAUAUACAUCCCUCAUACCUAUAGACAUACCUAUGCGUAGCCCAGCAUUGUGUACCCGAGAGUUGGUAAUUAGAGUUGAAAUUGUUGAUUGAACAAAUAUGGAAAUGGAAAAGCUUUAAGAAAACCCAAUCGAUUGGACGAUAACCUUUAUACACUGCAACGUGUUGGCAGUGUAGUUGCUCAGUCGAGUUUUUAGCAAGGAGUUGGCUCAACAGGUCCUAGAUCCCAUGACAAGCUCAACAAAAUUCAGUAUACAACAGAAAUCAAAAUGUUAUUUUACAAAGGCACCCCAAUAAAAAACAAAUAAGAAACCAAAUAUAUAAAAAACUGCAUGUGUUGUUGACGAAAUUAAAUUUCAAUGUAAUUGUGAAAUUUGAAUAGAAUUAUAAACAACAGGCAAACUUGUUUACUUCAAAAGUAUUUCUGCGCAUUUAAGCAAAACCGUAAAACAUUGCUGCAUCCAAAGUUUUACGAAAACAUUAAUUGAAAAAGGGGAUUCCCAUGAAUCCAAGCAAGAAGAAAGGGUUCAGAGAUCAUGCGAGUGUAAGAGCAAAAAAUGGCAAGCAUUUUAACAGAAGCCUAGCAAAAGCUAAACUAUUAUAUUACCAAAAACCAGAAAUCGAAGAAUAUAAUAAAUACAAAUUUAUUAGCUUACGUGCGAAUGCAUGUUUGUACAUGUGCGUGCAUGCAUAAUAUAAUAUAUAAUAUUAUUAACAAAUUAUUAUGUAUUUCAAGCAAAGAAUUGUGAAUUAGUAAUAAACCAAAGUAAAAUGUCAAGCAAAAUGGUAAAUAAAAACGUACA
Drosophila bipectinata is the source of this 6337-nucleotide messenger RNA. It is a transcript of the gene hbt, whose product is annotated as headbutt. NCBI's taxonomy places the organism in Eukaryota, Metazoa, Arthropoda, Insecta, Diptera, Drosophilidae. The record is from RefSeq and is a predicted model, not a curated record. Gene Ontology annotation, cellular component: membrane.